CCUAAACAAGGAAGAAACUCGUGCUUAUCCUGUUUUUGAAAUUCGAAGUUUGUUUAUCUGCGUUUCUUGUUUAUUUGAACAUAUUUUAUAUCCUCAAACGAAUGUAAAAAAUAGUAGGGUUAAAUUAACGUUAAUUUGUAUGGUUUUAAUAACAUUACACUGAAAUGUUUGUAAAUUUGCUGAAUGUUUAAGCACUAAUGAGCAACAUUAGGGGCCUGGUGAGUUGCACGAUACUUUCUCUUCAAGACUCGUGUCUUGUAUACCCGUACUGCAAAUGCUGUUUAUCCAGGUUAACGCAGGAAAAUAAAAGGACAACAUGUUAUAGGUGUGGAUUCCAAUGUGACCUGAAAAAUGUGGACUACAGAUACAGGCUUUCUGUUAAGGUGUCCAGAAAUCAAGAUAUAUUUGGUGUGACAGUAUUUGGUGGAUGUUUAAAUCCUUUCUUUGGAAUUACGGCUGGUGAUCUUCAAAGAUGUAUUGAAUUGGAGAAAUCUAAUGGUCCACAUGUUGUUCAACAACUGCUUAUCAAAGCCGUGGAAGACUGCUUCAUAGGAAGAUGCGUUGUAUUGGGGUUAAAGGUCUCUCAUGAUGAUGUUUCAACACGGUUGGGAGAUCAACAGUCGUCCUCACUGGUUUUGAAGUCCAAACAGUUAGUUGCCUGUCAAAUAUUUUCCCCAAGUCAGGCAUUUGCUGGAUUCACUGUAUUUGGUUAUUUUAAAGACCUAUUGCAGUCGCAUUCACAUUUGUUUAGUUUUGAAUCUGCCAGUGUUUCACAACAAAAAGACUCACAAAGAGAUGAACUAAACAGCUUUGAUUAUACUUUGCCGUUAUGUGCAAGAUUAAAUUCUCAACCCAGCAGUGACGAAUUCACACUGUCAGAUGUAUGGCAAUCGCCUGGUUUAUGCUGCACUCCAGGAGAAAUAAGUAGUGAUUCAUUACAGCACUAUGAUUUCGAUUUUCUUUUACCAAAGAAUGAGGACAGGAAAACAUGUCAAACCGAUCUGGAUCAACAUGUUAGUGGUAUACAAGAUGAACUGAAAAAUGAUGCCCAAAGCAGUGACAGAAAAUCUUUGUCUGAAAAUGAUUCUGAAAUCAUAAUUUCCAGUCAUUCUCUUUUAAAAGGUAUAUCUGGGGAACAUUACUAUGCAACUUUUGACAACUCAUGUUAUUCUGGUCAAAAUAUAUGUUUAGAUUUAGAGGAUGCACCAUCUGAAAAUGUAUUAGAUUUUGUCAGGGUUGAGCCUCAGUUGUCAAAAAUAACUGAUGCAAAGCAUCUGAGAUACUCUUAUAAGGAUAAUCUGGUUAAACAGGAUGAAAUCAUACAGAACCAGACUAGAUGGUCUCUAAAUGAUCACUCAAAGCUAAAAAGAAAAAGCUCAAAUACUGCAUCUGCUAUACAAAGGGGUGAAACUGCUUUGUCACCACUAAUGUGCAAUUUGAACACCAAAAACUUGAAAAUGAAAGAUGAAAAUGAUUGGCCGGAAAAUCUUGAAAUUACAACGAACAAUGCUGACAUCCCUAAGUAUUCCAAUGUGCCGUGCACACCUAGGUUUUCGGGCCAAAGGAAGAAAAAGAUAAUCCAUUCUGAUUUAAACAUGAAUUUUAGUCCUGACAUUGUGCCUCCUCCUAAAGAAGACAACAGAAGGGACAUCACGGUACAAAGAAAAAGAUUAACCAGAAGCGGGCUCUCUGUGGCUUUUUGUUCACUAAACCAUGAAGAGGGCAAAUAUUUCAGGCACUGUGUGGAAAGUGAGAUCCUUUCUGGAAAAUGCAAAGUCAAACAGGAACAGAUUGUAUGUGAUGAGCACAGGGAUACAUACAAUUGCUCUUCAGAUUUGUUUGUUUCUUUACAAAACAGUAGGGACAUGAACCAAUCGGAUGUGACAGAGAUGUCUAAAGUAAAUGAAGCAAAGAAUGUCAACACAUCAGAACCUGGACUUUCAGACGCACUUCCUUUUUCACCAUGUUGGCAAUCCACCCCAGUGGCAUAUCAGCACAGAUUCAGACAGAAGUCUGAGCUGAGUCAUGUAUGUGGAGAAUCGAUGUACUCCAAAAGACUUGAACUUGAGUUUAAAAGCGAUAUUCCAGGUCUGAAGGAAAAUGGACAAAACAAACCUAAAGUCACAAUGUCAGAGUCGGCUCAGUUACAGAUUAUUGGUGUUACAGAAAUAUUCAUGGACAAGUCUGAUGUGCAGGGUAAAAGUUGUAAUUCAUCGAUCAAUUUAAAUGAAUGGUCCAGAGAUCUCUUUGAAAUUUGAAAUAGUGAACUGAAAAUGUUGCUGGACAGUCUCAUCUUCAUGAUUAAACACUAAUGUAAUGAUGUUGUUCAAAAAACAAAUUUUAUGUAUUAUUUGUAAAAAUGUUUUCGCACUAUUUGCUAUAACGCAUUUUUAUUCACUUUAUUAUAACAAAACAUAAAGCUUUGUUUCUUACA
Triplophysa dalaica is the source of this 2434-nucleotide messenger RNA. It is a transcript of the gene ddias, whose product is annotated as DNA damage-induced apoptosis suppressor. The coding region runs from base 198 to 2258 and encodes 686 amino acids. The record is from RefSeq and is a predicted model, not a curated record. Gene Ontology annotation, biological process: negative regulation of intrinsic apoptotic signaling pathway in response to DNA damage. NCBI's taxonomy places the organism in Eukaryota, Metazoa, Chordata, Actinopteri, Cypriniformes, Nemacheilidae. The transcript has 4 exons. Gene Ontology annotation, cellular component: cytoplasm; nucleus.